UGAAGUAGAGGAAGCAACUGUUGAUCUGAUUCAUUAAGUGUGCUUCAAUCAGAGUUUAAUCCCUUUUAAUUGGAAGAGCUUCUCCCCAGGCACUGACAGAGAGUGUGAAAGCUGGACUCCUCCGACAGGUGUUAGUGGAGGUUGCCAGAUCUGCAUAAAAGGGCAGCGUCUUCCCGGAGAGCUCAAACACCUGCGGAAGCAUCAAAGGAUUAAUGAAAUGGUCGAAGAUGAAAGGAUGAAACCACCUGAACCCUGGCAACAUGUGGCGGGAGCAGCAGCAUCUCCAGACGUCUGUCAUAUGAAGCAUGACUGCGCGUGACACUUUGGAUGGAGCGCAGGAGGAUGCGCACGAGGACGUGCCAGAUCUGUACUUGACACUAUAGCAGCAUAAAUAUAUGUCUCAGAUCAUAUCCUAGCUGUUUUAGAAGGAUAUCACAGUAAGUUUAUCAUGGCUGGUCCUCAGAGCGGCUCAAACGUAACGCGUAAUUUCACAAAUCAGUUCGUGCAGCCGCCGUGGCGCGUCGCGAUUUGGUCGGUCGCGUACAGCUCCGUUCUGGCGGUCGCUGUGUUCGGAAACCUCAUCGUUAUUUGGAUCAUUUUGGCUCAUAAACGGAUGCGCACCGUGACCAACUAUUUCUUGCUGAACCUGGCGUUCUCCGACGCCUCGAUGGCCGCCUUCAACACGCUCAUCAACUUCAUUUACGCCACGCACGGAGAGUGGUACUUUGGAGAGGUUUACUGCAAGUUCCACAACUUCUUUCCCGUGACCGCCGUGUUUGCCAGCAUUUACUCCAUGAGUGCGAUUGCAGUCGACAGGUACAUGGCUAUAAUUCACCCUCUGAAGCCCCGGCUGUCAGCUACCGCUACUAAAGUGGUGAUUGUCUGUAUUUGGGCCCUGGCGGUGAUUUUGGCCUUCCCGCUGUGUUUCUACUCAACCACGAGAACUAUGCCUCGCAGAACCGUCUGCUACGUCGCCUGGCCGAGACCUUCUGAGGAUUCGUUCAUGUAUCACAUCAUAGUAACGGUGCUGGUGUACAUGCUGCCCCUAGUGGUCAUGGCUAUCACCUACACUAUAGUCGGGGUGACACUUUGGGGAGGAGAGAUUCCUGGAGAUUCAUCGGACAAUUAUGUUGGACAACUGCGAGCCAAAAGGAAGGUGGUGAAGAUGAUGAUCGUGGUGGUGGUGACAUUUGCCCUCUGCUGGUUGCCCUAUCACGUCUAUUUCAUCGUGACGGGCGUAAACAAGCGUCUGAACAAGUGGAAGUCCAUCCAGCAGGUCUAUCUGUCUGUGUUGUGGUUGGCCAUGAGCUCUACCAUGUACAACCCCAUCAUUUACUGCUGUCUGAAUGGCAGAUUUAGGGCCGGUUUCAAACGAGCCUUCAGGUGGUGUCCCUUCAUCCAGGUAUCCAGCUACGAUGAACUCGAGCUCCGUCCCACCCGUCUCCACCCACGCAACCAGAGCAGCAUGUGCACCCUGUCCCGCAUCGACACCAGCGUCCACGGCGACGACCCGUGCCGCAGCAACCGCAAGAGCACCAAGUCCCUGCAGUGUCAGGUGGAGGUCAAAGACGAAAGCACAGCAGCGACUAAACUCUGUCUUCACAGAGAGCCCACAUUCGCAACCGAGCAGCUCAGCUAAAGGGCCAGACCAGACGUGCAUCGGAUUGUGGUUCUGUUAGAGGUGCUCCAUUACAGACCUAAAACAAAGUGAAUACAUCCACAGGUUUUGUAUAAACAACGUACUGUACAUUUCAGAGUGUGCAUUGAGACUAAAUGCACUCAAACCUGUAGCAUGAUGAAGUAAUACUGCCUCCAAGUGGAGAACUGUGAAUGUUUUCAGUGUAGUCUAGCAUACUACUCAAUGCAUGCUGCCUAGUAUAUACUGCAUACUGCCUUCUUUUUUUCUUGAAAUACAACACAGCAUAGUACAUAUUAUGCAAUGAUAAACAUUUAAAACAUGGUAU
Sinocyclocheilus rhinocerous is the source of this 1964-nucleotide messenger RNA. RefSeq names its product neuromedin-K receptor-like. NCBI's taxonomy places the organism in Eukaryota, Metazoa, Chordata, Actinopteri, Cypriniformes, Cyprinidae. The transcript has 6 exons. Gene Ontology annotation, molecular function: tachykinin receptor activity. The record is from RefSeq and is a predicted model, not a curated record. Gene Ontology annotation, cellular component: sperm midpiece; plasma membrane. Bases 449 to 1639 code for a protein of 396 amino acids. Gene Ontology annotation, biological process: positive regulation of flagellated sperm motility; G protein-coupled receptor signaling pathway.